ACCAAUUAUCUGGUCCUGUGCCUUCUGAAAUCGGAGAUAUGAAAAAUCUGAUUGACUUGGAGCUAUCUCAAAACAACCUCAGUGGUCCAAUCCCUCAUUCUCUGUCUAAUUUAACUAGACUAGAGACCCUCUAUUUGCAUUCAAACCAAUUAUCUGGUCCUGUGCCUUCUGAAAUCGGAGAUAUGAAAAAUCUGAUUGACUUGGAGCUAUCUCAAAACAACCUCAGUGGUCCAAUCCCUCAUUCUCUGUCUAAUUUAACUAGACUAGAGACCCUCUAUUUGUAUUCGAAUCAAUUAUCUGGUCCAAUGCCUUCUGAAAUCGGAGAUAUGAAAAAUUUGAUUGACUUGGUGCUAUCUCAAAACAGCCUUAGUGGUCCAAUCCUUCAUUCUCUGUCUAAUUUAACUAGACUAGAGACUCUCUAUUUGCAUUCAAACCAAUUAUCUGGUCCUGUGCCUUCUGAAAUCGGAGAUAUGAAAAAUUUGAUUGACUUGGUGCUAUCUCAAAACAACCUCAGUGGUCCAAUCCCUCAUUCUCUGUCUAAUUUAACUAGAUUGAAGAUCCUCUCUUUGUAUGGCAAUCAAUUAUCUGGUCCAGUGCCUUCUGAAAUCGGAGAUAUGAAAAAUCUUAUUGACUUGGAGCUAUCUGAAAACAAACUUAGUGGUCCACUCCCUCAUUCUCUGGCUAAUUUAAGUAGACUAGAGUGGCUCAAUUUGUAUGACAACCAAUUAUCUGGAAGCCUACCGCAACAAAUAUGCCAAGGACGAUCACUUCAAUUAUUAACGGUUGAUAACAAUAAUCUCAUGGGUCCUAUUCCAGACUUUAGAAAUUACACAAGCUUAACAAGAGUUCGACUUGAUAACAACCUAUUUUUUGGAAAUAUAACUGAUAGUUUUGGUGUACAUCCACAUCUUUAUUUCAUUGAUAUGAGUCACAAUAGACUAUAUGGUGAGCUCUUACCAAAUUGGGGAGAAUGCAAGAAUUUGUCAGAGCUAAAGAUUUCUGGAAACAAUAUUAGUGGGAAGAUACCACCUGAGAUUGCUCAGUUAACACGACUUGGACUACUUGACCUUUCUUUCAACAAACUUAUUGGAGAGAUACCAAUGGAAUUGGGCAGUUUAUCCACUUUGUUACACUUGAAUUUAAGUGGUAACCAUAUUUCAGGGCAUGUACCAGUUGAAAUUGAUAAAUUAAUCAAUUUGGAGCUUCUUGACCUCUCGGCAAACAAGUUAACUGGAUCAAUCCCGGCUCAACUUGGUCAAUGCUCCAAAUUGUUUUCAUUAAAUUUGAGUUGGAAUUCAUUGAAUGGAAGCAUUCCAUCUCAAAUUGGUGAUCUAGUAUCCCUACAAGUUCAAUUGGACCUUAGUCAUAACUCAAUCAGUGGACCGAUACCACCAGAGCUUGGGAAUUUGAUGAUGCUGGAAAUCUUGAAUCUAUCCCAUAAUCUGAUCAUAGGCUCAAUACCUUUUUCUCUCGAAGAGAUGGUUAGCUUAGUAUCGCUUGAUUUGUCCCACAAUGAGUUGGAGGGUGUUGUUCCUAACAACAAAGUUUUCAGAAAUGCUUCACCACAAGCGUUUAGAAACAAUAAAGGGUUAUGUGGUGACCUUCAAGGUCUACUUCCCUGCAAUCAAUCUCGUAGAAGCAAGGGAUCGAAGAAAAAUGGACAUAAGGUCCUCAUAUCCAUCUUUGCUUCUUUGAUAGGAAUUGUAUUCCUAGCACUUGCAAUUAUCGGUGUUUUCUACCUCUUGCAAAAAAAAGCAAAAAAAGGAAAUAUAGAAGCAACAACAAGAAAUCAUGGCAAUAUAUUUUCAAUAUGGAAUUUCGAUGGCCAUAUUGCUUACGAGGAUAUUAUUCAAGUAACAGAGAAUUUUGAUUCCAAAUAUUGCAUCGGAACUGGAACUUUUGGGAAUGUUUAUAGAGCAGUCCUACCUACUGGCCAUGUUGUAGCUUUGAAGAAGUUCCAUCCAUUGGAAGGUGAGACAAUUAUAGUUAAUGAUGAAACCUUUGGGAAUGAGAUACGUAUACUAACAGAAAUAAGGCAUCGGAACAUUGUCAAACUUUAUGGGUUUUGCUCCCAUCCACGAUGCAUGUUUCUUAUUUAUGAGUACAUGGAAAAAGGCAGCUUAGCACGCAUCUUGAGCAAUCAAGUUGAGGCUAUGGAGUUAGAUUGGUUGAAAAGAGUAAAUGUCAUCAAAAGUGUGGCCAAUGCUUUGUCUUACUUGCAUAAUGAUUGUAUUCCACCAAUAAUUCAUCGAGAUAUUUCAAGCAAAAAUAUAUUGCUAGACUUGGAACUUGAGGCUCGGGUAUCUGAUUUUGGCAUUGCAAGACUAUUAAAGCAAGACUCAUCUAAUUGGACGUCACUUAAAGGAACUCAUGGGUAUAUUGCUCCAGGUAUGUAAAUUUGUCCCUACUAAAUACUAUGUUAUUAUUGUUUUUUAAGAUUUCUUUAUUCAGUUUAGUAUUUAAAACCUAUGACAUUUUUGCUAGAUUGGGCCGUUGAAGUAUUCGUUACCUUAUCUUAUCGUCUAAAUGGAGUAAAAUUAUUAUAAUUUGGAAUAAUUUUGGGAAAAAAAUAUGUUAUCCGAACUUUGAAAGAUUUAGUACACAAUCAUCAAAACUUGGAUUAAAAAAAAAUAAUCGUUUUAAAUAGUAGGAUGAAUGUUCCCAUGUCCUAUUGUUAUGACAUUUAUAUGUUACAUAAUAAAUUCUUAAAUUUUCCAUCUGUAAAUACCCUUUAGAUUUUUUAUUUUUUACUUAAGCUAAAAUAUUUUACUUAAUUGAGCCAUUUUAUAAAGAAACUAAAGAAUAUUGUAAAUUGCUUAUAUCCCCUUGAAUUUCUCGGUGGUCAUAGAUAAACUGGGCAAAACAUUUUUGUAAAUUAACUAAAGGAAUUUCAGAAUUUUGAAGUGGAGGGGGAAAAUAGAAUACUGAAAUUACUCAUUUGGAGUAAAUUAUUUUCAUCUGUAAGUUACUUUAUUAUCUUGUGGUAAGUUAUUUAUUAUAUAGAAAAUAGGUAUCCCUAGCACGACUACGCUUUCCUAUUGAAUUAGAAAAAAGUUACAAUAACUAAAAUUCUUUUUGAGUGCCCAAAGUAAUAGGAGUCGAGACCAACCCUAUAGAAUUUUAUUAAUCAAGACAAAGUACAUAUGGUUGGAGCACCAUAUGUACUUUAGGCCACCCUUAAUUUUAAAUUUAUUUAAACAAAGUGCAAAAAAAUAAAAAUACAUUUGGUGAGUC
Messenger RNA from Macadamia integrifolia, 3234 nucleotides. RefSeq names its product MDIS1-interacting receptor like kinase 2-like. The record is from RefSeq and is a predicted model, not a curated record. NCBI's taxonomy places the organism in Eukaryota, Viridiplantae, Streptophyta, Magnoliopsida, Proteales, Proteaceae. Gene Ontology annotation, biological process: hormone-mediated signaling pathway; protein phosphorylation. Gene Ontology annotation, molecular function: protein binding; ATP binding; protein kinase activity. The transcript has a single exon. Gene Ontology annotation, cellular component: plasma membrane. Bases 39 to 2396 code for a protein of 785 amino acids.